Messenger RNA from Carassius auratus (goldfish), 2517 nucleotides. Its product is annotated as probable peptidyl-tRNA hydrolase 2. The record is from RefSeq and is a predicted model, not a curated record. Gene Ontology annotation, cellular component: cytosol. Lineage: Eukaryota; Metazoa; Chordata; Actinopteri; Cypriniformes; Cyprinidae. The coding region runs from base 427 to 954 and encodes 175 amino acids. Gene Ontology annotation, molecular function: protein binding; peptidyl-tRNA hydrolase activity. The transcript is spliced from 7 exons.
UGUUUGUGCAAUUCACUAUGUAGGAACAAUGAAUGUCUAAACGCGCGGGCAGUUUUAACUGCGGUAAACAAGUGGCUAUAGUGAUAGUAAAUUAAAUAAUUUCGUUAGAACGCUUCAAAACGUAUUUUACAUUUCGGUUUAAAAACAAGUAGCUUUGCGGCGCAGAAGAUCCGGAACUGUAACCGAUAUGACACUUGAACUUGGGGUAUCCGGUAAUGGGUAGUUCACGUUGCGCCGAAAGCUAUUGUUGCAAGAAAUUAUUUUAACUAUAAGCAGGAUUUAAUGGAAAUAAACGGAUAAAAAUAAUCGCACAUCACAAAUGACUUUAUGCCAACUUGGGAGUGAAAAGACGAAACAAUCACUCGUUAAGAAGCUCACAGUCUCAUUGGGUGAUAAUCGCUCGUGCAGUAGUGCAGAAAAACAGAAAUGGAGUCCCAGCAGGAAGUGAACCCUGUAUUCCUGCAGCAGCUCAGAGAGUUGGACAUACCUGAGGAGGCAGCCAAACAGGCACUCUUGCACACACAGAAUGUGUCUGCAGAGGAGGCUGCAAUGUAUUACUUCAACAAACUAGAGAAUGAGGAAGAGGGUGAUGAGGACAUGAUGUUCAAAAUGGUGUUUGUUGUAAAUAUGGAGCUGUCUAUGGGUGUGGGGAAGGUGGCAGCGCAGGUGGGUCAUGCUGCAGUGGGUUUGUAUCAGGCCUUGCAGGAGAAAAACAGUUGGAGGGAAAUGGCCUGGAGAUGGGACCAUGCUGGAGCAAAGAAAAUCGUGUUACAAGGCACUAACAUGGCACACCUUUUGGAGUUGCAGGCUCUUGCUAUGAGCCUCAGUCUUCCUACAAAGCUGGUACAGGAUGCUGGACACACACAGGUGGAGCCAGGUUCAUGCACCGUGCUUGCCAUCAUGGGAGAAGAAGAGAUGGUAAAUAAUGUCACAGGCAGUCUGAAACUGCUUUAAGGAAACUACUGUUAUGCUGAGGAAAACUUUUCAAAAGUGUAGGUUUGUGACACAGGAAGAACAGGGGUCAGUGUUUCCCCACAGUAGCAUGGUUUUCCUCACGAUAAUGGUGCACUCAGUAAUUUUUUGUUACCGUUGCAAUUACUUACACUGACACCUAACAACGUGGAUGCAUCUUUACGCAAAAGCAAACAUUUUCUUUUACUGAUACUUAGGGGUGGGCUAUAUACCAUUAUAAUUUUGUUAAUCAGUAUAACAAUUUGUGUAGUUUUUAUUGAAACUCCAGCACCACAACAAAAGAAACCAUAGUUUACUCCAGUUGUGAAUGUGAGUUUGCAAUUUGAAUUGAAUGCAAUGUGAAAAAGCACUGUUUCGCAAAAUAACACUUUCUAUUUAGCAAUCAUUGCGAGCAGCACACAAAAUUCUAAACGAACAGCGCACAAUAUUCCAAUUUACAAACAAUACACACAGAUUGCAGCUUUCACUUAAUCCUCAUGAAAAGUGUUCACACAGAGUAAAUUGUUUGAAAAAUGGAGAACUUGGAAAAUAUUAAACAAAAUUACAAGGGGUAAUGGGAAUUUUAUAUAGUCACUAAAAGGUUUUCAGUAUCGCCAUGGAAGGUUGUCUGACAUUUAAAAAGGAGAACAGGAUUUAGAACAAAAAAAGUCAUCAUACUAAACAUACUUGUAUUGUUUAUUCAUUGCUUGCAGUAAAAACAAGACAGAGAUGAUGUAAUCAAUAAAACACUAUAUUUAAAGUUCCGUUACAGUAUUAGUGAUAAUCUCAAUUUUAGAUCUACCAUUGCUUAAAAAUUUUAUUCAUAAAGAUUCUUCAUUUUUAAUAAGUAGUUUUCAUGAAAACUGUAUAUUGGUCUUGAUAAUAUUGUUACAUUUUUGCUUGUAUCGCACAUUCCUAUCAAUACCAUUGUAGAAAUGCAGAGUAAGCCAUUAUUUAUUACUCUAUCAAAAUGGGCUAGAAGGUGAAUUGCUGAGAUAAAAUGAAUAGAAUUUGACUGCUAAUGCAACCCACAUGAGGUGACUUUUAUUAAGCCACUGAAAUUACUGCCAUCAUUUCUUAUAAGUGUGAUUUAAGACUUUUAUUUUAAAUAUUACAUUUAAUUUAUUUUGUACAGCUUGUUAAUGAAGAAAGAAAUUACUGAGUGAACCUAUGGAAUAACCCCUACAUAUGGUAGUUUAACACAAGUAUGUUUAAAUAAUUGCAUUUAAAGCUCUCAAGUUACGUGAGAAGACAACUAACUGAUAUUAUAAACCGGUCCCUAAAUUUCUAUAGAGCUAAAAAAAAAAAAAAAAAACUUUGCUUAAAGAGGAGAUGUGUCAAUUAAAUAGCAGUGUGUAAAAAUGUAUAAUGAAUUAUAAUCACAUGCAAGUGUUAUACUUAACGUGCCUGUAGAACCCAAUGUUUUGAUGAUUGUGAAAACACAUAGCCAUUGUCAAAUUGUAUUGUAUAACAUGUUUAUUUUUAUUUUUUAUUGUGGGAAUAUUUUUUAUUGUUUACAAUUAUGUAAACAUUUGUGAUGAUAAAUUCCGCCUGUUUGUAUCUUCA